Messenger RNA from Striga asiatica, 591 nucleotides. NCBI's taxonomy places the organism in Eukaryota, Viridiplantae, Streptophyta, Magnoliopsida, Lamiales, Orobanchaceae. The record is from the annotation of a GenBank genome assembly.
AUGGAGACGGUGAGAAAAUUCAUGGCAGUCAAUGUGUUGGUAAUUUUGGCAGUGGGACUAAUGCUUACUGGGAAGUCGAGCGCGGACCCCACUGGUUGCUUGGCAUGCCUCGGCCUGUGCAUCCUCGAUCCCUCAAAUAUUUUUCCGGACGACCUCGACUACUGCAAGCUCGGCUGCGCUCUUUCUAUGUGCUCCAAUUUCAGCAAAAGAAAUGAUUCCAGUCAGUCAAAUUUCUCUUUCUCGCUCGAAUUCCUAUCCAUGUCGCCCGCCACCACCAACACGGUCGCCCGCCGUUGGCCCUGCCACCGUCACCUGCCGCGACGCCCGCCGCUGGACACGCCACCGUCAUCGGCCCCGACGCCUGAUGCGCCUCAAACUUCCAUCGCCGUUCGCCGCGCGACAAACCGGAUUUCGGAGACUUCGAGAGCGCCACCGUCGAGUUAUCUGUCACCAUCCCUGACGCCCACCGCACUUCAGCCCACCCCUGUCGCUCGCCGCGCCACAGAAGACGUCGAGAACCGCAUGAAGAUAAUCUCCGGCGACUGUGAUGAUUUAGAGAACGGGACUUCGAGAACGCUGCCGUCCGAAUGA